Messenger RNA from Frankliniella occidentalis (western flower thrips), 3228 nucleotides. Its product is annotated as long-chain fatty acid transport protein 4. The record is from RefSeq and is a predicted model, not a curated record. The transcript has 12 exons. Gene Ontology annotation, molecular function: long-chain fatty acid-CoA ligase activity; long-chain fatty acid transmembrane transporter activity. Gene Ontology annotation, biological process: triglyceride homeostasis. Lineage: Eukaryota; Metazoa; Arthropoda; Insecta; Thysanoptera; Thripidae. The coding region runs from base 179 to 2164 and encodes 661 amino acids. Gene Ontology annotation, cellular component: endoplasmic reticulum.
AACCCGUCAGUCUGCGACCGGCUGCCGACGCGACCGGAGCCCAGCAAGGAGGUGGUGGCCGCCCUACCCCCCAAGCCCCCCCACAACGCGCGCGUGUGCGUGUGUGUUUUGACUCGGCCGCGUGAGGCUCUGUCGUCGUCGUCACCGAGGAGAGAAAGAGAGAGAGAGAAGGGCGAAGAUGGAGAAGGAAAGGUCGGCGCGCUACGCCGUGACGGUGGUGCUGGGCGUGGGGGCGGUGGUGUCGCUGCUGCUGGGCAGGUCCAUGCUGCUGCAGGCCGGCCUGGCCGUGGUGCUGGGCUGGCUGCUCACCGGCUCGCGCUACAACUGGCUCUACAUCCUGCAGCACACCCUGGGCCGCGACAUCAAUGCCGCGGUGCGCUUCCUCAGGAUGCACUACACACUGUGGAAGUGGGAGAGGCAGGGACUUCCCACCAUCCCGCUCAUCUUCUCGUCCGUCGCCCAGAAGAACAAGAACAAGGUCGCCUUCGCGUUCGAGGGCCAGUCUUGGACGUUCGGCGAGGUGGACGACUUGAGCAACCGGGUGGGCAACUUUAUGAAGUCGCAGGGUAUCCGGAAAGGGGAUACGGUGGCCAUCAUCAUGGAGUCACGCCCAGACUUCGUCUGCAUGUGGAUGGGGCUGGCUAAGAUCGGCGCCACCUCUGCACUCAUCAACUACAACCUGAGGUUGGAACCCCUCGUCCACUCCAUCACCGUAGCUGGCGCCAAAGCGGUCAUCGUUGGCUCGGAGCUGGCAUCAGCUUUGCAGGAGGUUCGUCCCAAGUUGAACAAUAUUCCAGUCUUCCAAUACGCUGAUGUACCAAAGAAUGCCCCGCCCAAGGCUGAAGAAGCCUCAAAACUGCUGCCCGGUGUUGUCGACUUAAGAAUGAAACUGUGGGACACUCCUGCCACAUCUCUCAAGGAAGACAUGGCCCAAACUAAAAACCUUGAUCAUUUGUUUUAUAUCUACACAUCUGGAACAACUGGUCUCCCUAAGGCGGCAAUCAUCAAUCACAUUAGGUUCCAGUUUAUGGCAGUUGCGGUGCAUGUCAUGCUUAACUUCAAGGAUGAUGAUGUGAUUUACGACCCACUGCCAUUGUACCACACUGCUGGAGGAAUACUGGGUAUUGGUCAAGCAGUACUCACAGGAAAUACUGUGGCAAUUCGUAGGAAGUUCUCUGCUUCUAAUUUCUGGAAGGAUUGCUGCCAAUUCAAGUGCACAGUAGCUCAAUAUAUUGGAGAAAUGUGUCGAUACCUUUUGACAGUUCCUGAACAGCCUGAAGAAAAACAGCACAAGGUUCGCGUAGUUGUUGGAAAUGGAUUGAGACCCGCUAUCUGGGCCCAAUUUUGUGAGAGGUUUAAUAUUCCUCAAGUUGGUGAAUUUUAUGGUGCCACUGAAAGUAACUCAAACAUUAUUAACAUCGAUAGCAAAAUCGGAGCUGUUGGCUUUGUGCCAAGGUAUGCGGGCGCAGUUUACCCUGUUUCCCUUGUUCGUGCUGAUGAUGACACAGGUGAACCCAUACGUGGGCCCGAUGGACUCUGCCAGAUUUGUGAGCCAGGCCAGACUGGAGUAUUUGUUGGCAAAAUUAAUCCUAAGAAGGCUCACAGUGCAUUCAGUGGAUAUGCUGACAAGAAAGCAUCUGAAAAGAAAGUAAUCCGUGAUGUCUUUAUUAAAGGAGAUUCAGCAUUCAAUUCUGGUGAUAUUCUAGUCAUGGACGAAUUUGGGUACUUUUACUUCAAGGAUCGAACAGGUGACACCUUUAGAUGGCGAGGAGAAAAUGUGGCGACAUCGGAAGUUGAGGCAGUUAUCAGUAAUGUAGCUGGAAUGAGUGAUGCUGUAGUGUAUGGUGUAGAAAUUCCUAAUGUAGAGGGAAGAGCUGGAAUGGCUGCCAUUGUAGACCCAGAUAGUAAAUUGGAUUUAGAUGCACUUGUAGAUGGAAUGCGCAAAUCUCUUCCUGUGUAUGCAAGACCCCUCUUCCUUAGAGUUAUGAAGUCAUUACCUAUGACAGGAACCUUUAAGCUCAAGAAGAAGGAUCUAUUAAAUGAUUCUUAUGAUCCUGAUAAAAUUAAAGAUGCUCUUUAUUUCUUUGAUGGAAGCUCAAACAAGUUUGUUGCAUUGACCCAUGCUCUUUAUCAAGAUAUAAUUACAAACAAAAUACGGUUUUAGAGAGCAAAUUUAAAUAAAAUUACUUCUUCAUUUUAAGGAGGUUUUGAAGCUUUAGGUAUCUUCUUCAUGAGAGGACAUCCAGUGAGGCUGCACCGCACAGUCAAGGGACAAAAAAGAUUUUGUGAUUCAAAGAUGAUUUUUGUCUUCACAAAACUGCAUCACAUCAGUUAAUACUUUCCCCUUUUUUUGUGUGUAAAUAUGGAACUACAGGAAGAACUUUCAUUUUCGUUACCUGGCCAAUUGUGACCAGUGAAAGUGUUAUUUGUCUUCAAGUAUUAGAGGAAUUACAGCUCAGCAGUUUUAAUGUUAAUUUCAUUAUUACAAAAGAAAUCAGUAGGAAAAUUAAUUUCAGAAAGUAAGAGAUCAUAAGUCCUAACUCAAUCAGUUGAGUUGGUAUUAUCAUCAAAUGAUAGGGGCUCCACCUUAUGGCAAUGGUACUUAACAAAUUUCGAUUAUUCGAAUCUCCUAAUUAAAAUGUGCCUUUCCAUUCAAGUUUACUUUUGUAAUUAUGUUUUUCUUUCUGAAGUAUUUACCUUAUUUUUAGGUAGAAUAAUUCGCAGUUGUGUGAUGGAUGAUUGGUGCUGGUUAUUGAGCUGUUUAUUUUUGUACUUACUCUCCUGUACAGCUCUCUGUGAUCUUUGCAUAAGGAAAUUUCAAUUUUUCCAAACAAUGUAGAAAUUAAAUUGUACUUCUGGAAGAAACCUCUAGACCUAUGGAUCUGUUAUGAGAAGAGGUGGAUAGUCAAUACCUGGCACAGUAUGAAAUGAACAUUUGCUCAAUCAUAUCUAGAAAGAUGGAUUGUAAUAGACUUGAACAUCAAAGAUGGACAUUGUUAAUUACCAGUAGGGGAAAAAAUGAGCAAGGGUUGUACGUGCAUUGAAAUUUCUUAUGUUACCUAUUGAAUUGAACAAGUUCACAUAUUUAUUGUAUUAUAUUUUUUCACUUAAAAUAAAUGUGCCGACUCUUAUCAAAAUGUGUACUUUACAAUUCUGUUUCUUUUGUCAUGAACCUCAAUGUUAAUUCAUAAGUCAAAUUUUAAUUAAAAUCUGUGAUUCUUUAAAAAA